This is a messenger RNA of Belonocnema kinseyi, 5782 nucleotides long. RefSeq lists its product as uncharacterized. The record is from RefSeq and is a predicted model, not a curated record. Gene Ontology annotation, cellular component: centriole; centriolar satellite. The transcript has 12 exons. The coding region runs from base 151 to 5406 and encodes 1751 amino acids. Gene Ontology annotation, biological process: centriole elongation; cilium assembly. Lineage: Eukaryota; Metazoa; Arthropoda; Insecta; Hymenoptera; Cynipidae.
CUGGGACUGGCUAGGGUUUGGUUUUGGCCGUGGUUUGACUGUCAACGUGUGAAAAUAUCGUGAAAAUCUGAAGAAUAAUCGUGAAUAUAAACAAAAUUCAAUGACGGAUAGGCGAAAACCCGUUUUUGUGUUCUUUUUUUUAUGUUUUAAAUGUAUUCGAAGGUGAACAAGUAUCGUUCUCUUCCUCCUUUUGUCGAGGGUAAAAUACACGGAUACAUAAACCUUAUCGUUGACGAAGUCAUUUGGGCUACUAAUAAUCCAGGUGAUGUGACGGUAAUCGCUUCUUGGUGGGGUGAGAAAACUGGAGCUCAAUUCAGACCGUUGGAAAAUACAGAAGUCUUAAAAAAGCUAGAGGAUACAGAAAAAACGUAUACGAUAAAAACCAAUUUUCAACUCUUUGAAGAUUAUAUCAAAAACUGUGGAUCCCUCGAACUCACAAUCAAAGCUGAGAAAAAAAACAAAGUUAUAGGAACAGCUCACGUAAUUGACCUGCUCGAUAUUUUUAAGUCAAAGCCUUUUACACGCUAUUUUCCGAUUGUAGAUGAAAGUGAAAAAAGUAUAGGUAGCAUACACGUUUCAAUAGAGGUGACAGACGCGACUAGCAUUGAGAAAAUGACAGUCAAAGCGCAAACCAAUCAAAAGAGCGAAGUCGACGAGGAGCUAUUCGUUGAUAAAAAGAGUUUCAAUACACAUGCUGGUAAUCUUAUGAAUUCUAAAGUCGAUUUUCUCUUUCCUGCAAGAAAUACGAAACAAGAGGAGCAUAUGUACAGAUCUAUUUUAAAAGAUAAGAGAAUAGAAUUCGUAGAGCCAAUUAAGAAAUUUAAUUUUGAGGUUCCAGAGAGACUUCAGGAUCAAGCUAAUAUAAAAGCGAGAAAAUUGAAAAGUGCUUUAUUGAAGGAAGCUUUAGAGGAUGAAUCUUUUGUAUACGACGCUGAAAAAUUUUUAUACGAAAACUUCCAUCCUGAUGUUUGUCCAGAGAAAGAAGCCAAGUUGUAUGAAUAUUUUUUAGGGAAAGAAAUGAAUUUUGUUGACGAAUGUACAGCUUUAGAAACUUUAAGGUCAACAUCUCCUACUCGAAGUUUGAUAGAGUUUGCUACAGAGUCGAUGCAUUGUCGUCAACCUGAUAAUCCAUCGGUUUCCGAAAUAAAUAAAACUAAUUUUUUGAAAGAUGACGUGAAAGGCGAAGUCGACGAGAUAAAGGUUUACAAUGAGAAUCCCGUUACUGAGUUUAAAACCAGAGUAAUAUCGCCGCUAGAUUACGUGGAUAGCUUGCAAGUAAUUGUCCGAUCAUUAUAUUUGACUCCAGCUGGCUACAGAAGAGUAAAAUCAUCUUGUCUUUCCCGAGAAGAUGUCGCUUCUAAUUCCGUAACUUAUUUUGUGCAUUACGAUUCAAUAAACGAAAGCUCGAAUCAAUUAAAGAAAAAAUGUAUCAUGGAAAAAAAGCCUGUGAAGAUGUCUUCCAGAAAAGAAAUCGAUCAAGAGAUUCACUUCAAUCACCAGGGAGUAUACAAUAUCUCAAAAUCGUACACCUAUAUGGAUAACCCUGUAAAAUUUAGAGUCUUUCACAGACACUUGAAUCAGAGGUCGCCAACUUUAUUAGGGAUUGGUUCGUUGUAUGUGAAUGAUGUGGUUGCAACUAAACACUUAACGAUGUCACAACGGGUUGCUGUCGUUAAUAAAGGGAUUAAAGUAGGUGAGCUGGAAGUCACAGUCGAAUUGGGUUGCGAUGGUAUUCACUUUGGAAAGGAUUUCGUCGAUGCUGUAAUGUCUGCUAAAGAAAACAUCCCCGUGCUUGAAUCUCUAUCAUCACUCAACACAAGAGCAGAAAAGUUUAAGACUGCAACUGGAACCCAAUCAAACUCAAACAGUGGAGCUUCUUCCGUCUCCUCCAGACGAGUUGAUUGCAUUAGUGCUGGGAGUAACGCUGGUACUAACGACAGAAGAGCUUUAACUGGACGGAUAAAAUAUAGUGGAGAAGACAGAAACGCAGAGAUCUUGACUUCAUAUAAUAAAACCGAGGGGAAGGUUCUUUUACACGGUUUGAUUUACAUAGCUGAAGGCAGGGACUUGCCUGAAUCGAACACUUACUUAAUUUGUCGAGCCUUUUGGCGAGAAGACAGAGCUGCAAGUCGAAUUUGCACUAGAACAAAAAAUCCUUUGUACAAUUUUCAUCAACUUGUUCCUCUGAUUCACGGUCCCGACUUGCUUGAAAGAACGAAAGACAAUUUCAUCGUGACAGAGGUGUACAGUAGAAAUCCGACUGGAGAAGAGGAUCUGUUAGGAAUUGCAAAAUUCCCCGUACAUCAACUUUACGUUGCCUAUAGAGAUCCUCAUGUCUUGCCUCAUUUAUUACUAUCAAAAUAUCCAGUAAUCAGCGUAGAUGGUUGGGUUCCGAUCAAAGAUCCCGUUUCUGGCCAAUUGCAAGGGCAAUUACAAGGAUUAGUAGCUCUGGGCACUGCCGAUCAGAUUGCCCUCUUAGAAAUGACACGCGGCAUUCGUGAUACAGUCGUUACACCUCGGGCGCCUCUAAUCUCUGCAAAAAAUGCCCAGCAAACUCUACAAAGUAUCCCUGACCAUCCUCUUCAAAGUGCAUCGUCAGCGAAUCAAAGAAGCGCCGAAGCUGAAGUCCAAGCAACGCAAAACGUUUCUUUGAGAAACGAAGAAUGCCAAACGGAAAUGUGUACUCUUGAAGCAUUUAAGGAUUCAGAUCCUACCAUUACAGAAACAAGUGAUGUUUUGAAAAAUCAGAGCAAGGUUUUGCACACGAUUGUUGACUGUCUCGCCCAAGCCUUACACGUUUCGAGAACGAAUAUCAAUCAAGCUUCUCAAACCGAUAGAACCAGUUGUGAAGAAGUACAAACUCGAAGUAAUGAAAUUGAACCCCUUUGCUUAGAUCCAUUGUCGAAUAGUUUGUCAGAUAAUAGCAGUAAUGGCAGUCCUAGAAACAAUUUUACUAUUCCUACAGGAAUGUACAGAAGUGUUGGAGUCGGUGCUGAAUUUGAUGAUGCUUCUAAUCAGGGGUCAAGUAAUGAUUACAAUGGAUUUGUUAAUGUAUCUUCUGGCACUCUGAAUCCUUUGAUUGAUGAACAGAUGGAAACUGAUAGAUUACAUUAUGAGGAUUUGUCUUUUCGAGCGGUUGUAGAAAUAGAAUGCGCUUUGCAUUUACCGAAGGUGGAGAAAAUUAAUGCAGCUGUGGAUCCGAGUACUUAUGUUACGUUCCAAGGAGCGCCGAAUGGAAGCGUUGGGCAGCCUAAUUCUUAUAUUAUUACAAAUAUCUGCUCUCGGACUUGUAAUCCUAAGUGGGACUGGCGAUGCGAUACGAAAUUGCCAGCGGACCUUUUGACUAAUGAUGAGAAGAGAUUAAUUCUGAAAGUUUGGCGACUAUAUGAGCCUGAUAUUUGCACUGAACUUGAUAUGGAUAGAGAUAUAGUCAUUGGAUUUGCGGCGAUUGAUCUCUCAGUUUUGACCGCUGGAUUUCCGCUGGUGUCUGGAUGGUUCCAUAUCAUAGAUUUUACCGGAAAAUGCAACGGACAGAUUAAGGUUAGCAUAACGCCAUUGGGAAGCACAUCUGCUUUCGGAAAAUCUAUCUUUUUCACUAGUAUAAACAAAAUACCGUCCGAACCUUGCCAGUCUCAUCAAUCUAAUCAGUCCAAUCAAUCUUCACCUCUUCCAAAAACCAUGCGUUUUAACAAUACUGACUUAAACAACCUCGCAAACAACGCUGCAAGUUCUGCUAAUCAAAAUCUCGAGGAUUUCAACUACCAAUCUGUCGACGAACCUAUGCCUGAUACUGGACUUGGAUUAGGUGACGCAUCUCUCUCGAUUCUCUCUCAGUCGCUCAAACAGAAACUCACAGAGCUCAAUGAAAUUACAGAAAGACUUCAAUCUCGAUUGCACGAUGUAACUGAAAAUGCUUUUGAAGACGAGUUUGAUAACUUUUUUGAACUCAACGAACAACCCACCGAAAACGAAUGUAGUGGAGUUCAAAGAGCGAAUAGCAAAUCUCCUGAGUCUGUUGAUACAGCUAUAAACAAGAGACAAAAUUGCCCACCUCUCACAAACAAUAAACGUUCCUCUGAAAUAAAUUCAACAUUUCAUCGAGAUGAAAAACCCUCUUCUUCCAAAGAUUUUAACAACCAUUGCUCCACUUCAAGUGCAACUAACACAAUAACAAUGGACACAACUUUUUCUGACACGGGAUAUUCAACGAGCUACAAUGCUCGUUCUGCCCAACAUUUUUUAAACGAUCGUUCUAACACUGACAGCGUCCAUUCCUCCGACCGAGAAGAGGAUAAUCCCAUAAAAGGAACAAAAAUGCACGUAAAUCAUCUCCUGGAUAAGCUUUCCUCACAAUUAAACACACCACCAGCUGCACUCGGAAUGCUUCCAACAAAGAUUAACAUAAUGGAAUUUCUGAGCAAUUUACAGCCCAGUAACAACAACAACAACAGAAACUAUUUUCAAAGUGAUAGGAAUCGAGAACAAAUUAAUAGAACGAGUCAAGAUGAAAUAAAUAGAAGAAGUCAGGAAAUAUUGAACAGAAGGGGUCAAGAUCAAAGUUCUCUCGUGACUGAGUCGAACAUAGAAGAGAUGAGACAUUCCCAGGAUGAAAAUUCGACCUGUUCUAUCCCGAAUUCUGCCCAAAGUCUUGCUGAUCAUUUCAGAUCAGAGUCAGCAGUGAGCAGUACUACUCACAAUAGAAAUAAAAUAUCGAACGUGAUCAGGGAAGAAAUGGCAGCAGAGGAAGAAAACGAUUCAGCCGAGUUCGAUGAACUCUCGACUCAUUUGAUGGCAGCAAAUUUUCGCCACGCUGACGUGGAUAAUGUUUUUAAUCCACUUUUGUAUCAGCAUUUACUUCCUGAUGUGCAGCUCAGUCCCAAUUCUUACAGCUGCUCGGUUUCUCAAGACGUGCAAAAUAGAAACGCAACUCCAGAAGGAGAGGCUGUUCAGCAGCUGGACAAUAGAUAUACAGAAAACUUCAAUGCGGCAAUCAAUAGUGGAUUAAGUAGAUUAAGAAACCUGAUCGAGAACAAUGCCUUGGCCAAUAGCGACAAUAACAGACCAAAUCAAAGGAGUUUGUUUGAGAACGAUAGCUCGGGGGUUUUCCGAUCGACGCCCGUUGGUGUUUCCGAGGAUGUAGAUGGAAAUAUUGAUGUUACUGUGAUCCACAGGCCUAGUAUUGACGACCUCAUGGCGAGCAAUAGCUCGAAAUCAGUCACCUCUCUUUCAAUGGAUAAGUUGACGGAGAGACAACCGGAGACAGAUGAAGAAAAUACCUUGAUGAGUUCCGAAUCCUCGGCUUCAACCAUUUCGAGACAAGCUCCUGAUGGUGGGAAUCCAGUUGAGGAAGCGGACAAGAGGGCGAGUAGAAAACGCGAUUCUCGAAUAUCCGGCUCCGAGAGUUAAAGAUUCCGAGAAACUUUAAUACUUUUGUAAAUUUUGUAUUUAUUUAUCUAGUAAGUUUUAGGAAAUUGGAUUCGUGGAAGAUAGAAAUGAGUUAAUAGAAAAUAUUCUUAAUCGUUUGAGUUUUUAAGUUUAGAUUCUUGCAUCAAUCUUAAAAAAGAUGUUUAAACGGUUUCGAGUUAAGGUAAUUUACCUCUCUUUUCUUUUUUUUUCAAUGUUAUACCUGUUGUAUUUUGGAUUUUUCUAAACUUGUGAAAUUAGAUUUAGAUUCUUCAGGAUUUAAAUCGGUUAUAAAUUAGGAAGACCACCAUUUUUUGUAUGCUUUUUCUAAUUUCAAACUAAGUGUGAAUACAGAAAACAUCAAAUCUGCAAAAUUAUA